Aspergillus lentulus is the source of this 1098-nucleotide messenger RNA. RefSeq names its product pyridoxal phosphate-dependent aminotransferase. The record is from RefSeq and is a predicted model, not a curated record. NCBI's taxonomy places the organism in Eukaryota, Fungi, Ascomycota, Eurotiomycetes, Eurotiales, Aspergillaceae. Gene Ontology annotation, molecular function: catalytic activity; pyridoxal phosphate binding. Gene Ontology annotation, biological process: biosynthetic process.
AUGCGUUACCAGCGCUCCCCCAUCGAGAUUGAAGCCCCCGAAGAGGUUGAGCUGCCAAUCCUUCACAACCUAAGUGACAGUGCAGUCGGCGACCGCACUCUGGAAGAUCUGGGCAUACCCGCUCCCAGAGAGCUGGCACUGGCGUACAGCAAGCAUUUCGGGAGCGAUCGCUUUCGAGAGCUGAUUGCACAGCGCGCGGGCCUAGAGGCGAGCGACAUCCUUGUAGUCGCAGGCGCCUCUGCCGCACUGUUUAUCGUGGCUACUGCCCUUCUCGAGGCUUCGGACCAUCUCAUCGUCACCCGGCCCAACUAUGCCAGCAACAUUGAGACCCCGCGAGCCAUUGGUUGCAAGAUCACCUACAUCGAUCUAGAGUUCGACCAGGGAUUCCGGGUCGAUAUCAAGCGGAUUGCCGAGGCCAUCCGACCUGGGACAAAGCUGAUCAGCCUGACCACUCCGAACAACCCGACCGGGACUUGUCUGUCGGCUGCGGAGCUGGGGCAGAUCGCCGAGCUGGCGCAACAACAUGGCUGCUACGUUCUCGUCGACGAGACGUACGCGGAACUCACGUAUCUCGACCGUUUGCCAGGAUGUGCCUCACUAGGCCCCCACGUUAUCGGGGUCGGCUCCAUGUCCAAGGCAUUUGGUGUCCCCGGUAUCCGCAUCGGCUGGAUCUCCACCAAGAACAAGCAGCUCCAUGAGACCUUCCUCGCUGCCAAGGAACAGAUCAACAUCACGGUGAGUGUUCUGGACGAGUACGUGGCAGAACAGAUCCUUGAACGCUGCGAUACGAUACUUCCCCCGAUCAUCACGGAGAUGGAGCGCCGUCGGAACCUGGUGGAGACUUGGGCCCAGUCGGAGGAUCUCGUCGAGUGGGUGUACCCGGAUGGAGGCGUCAUGGGCUUUAUCCGGAUGACCAGAGAACCCCCCGGGGGAACGGCGGCGUUCUAUGAUCGUCUGUUGACAGAACAUCAAACGUACGUCGGCCCAGGGCGAUGGUUUGAGCGGCCCGAUUCGUACUUUCGACUAGGGUAUGGCUGGUCCAGCGCAGAUAGCCUUGUGCAGGGCCUGGUCGCUAUCUCCAAGGCGUUGCGUGGCUGA